AAAAAAGCACGUGUUCUUCUGUAGUGUCAACAUGGGGAAGAGGAGGCAAAACAAGACAAUUUUCACAAAUUUAUCCAAAAAACAAAAGAAACAUCUAAAGGAAUUUGGAGAGGAGCACCCUUUUCAUGACAUAGUAAAUGAAAAACCAGAAAGAACUCAAAUACUAGAACUGCCUGACAGCCCAGAGCAACCCACGGUGCAUGAUGAUGAAGCUGAGGACUAUGAGGAAGAGCCAGAGCAGAAGACUGCAUAUCAAAAACUCCUUUCCACUCUGGAUCCAAAUCAGGGCUCAAGUGAAGAGGAAGACAGCAGUGAUGAAGAUGAAGAAGAGUACGAAGAGGAGCUUGUCAGUGAAGGCAUUGACGGAGGAGAUGAAAGUGAAGAAGGUGAAAAAGAAGAAGGGGAUGUAGAGGUGUAUCAUGAUGAUGAUUCAAUUGAAGUGAAAGAGAAUACUGCUGAGGAGAACAAAUCACCAGAUGGAGAAUUCAUUGACCAGGAAAAUGAGUCCCUUUUUUGCCUGGAGAACAACUUUGAACAUGGGGAAGAAGAGAAGAAUGAAGACAAUGCAGAGAGGGAGCAUAAAAAUGAUAAAGAUUUGUUUGUACAGCAUUUGGACACAGAGCUCAGUGAAGAAGAUAUUGAAAAAAUCACAACAGGCAGCAAAGUGAAGACCCAGGUUAAGUGGCCAAAACUGGGAAAUCUUCUCAGCCAUAGUACACUGGAAAGGUUUGGAGUCAUUGGUACUCAAAAGGACACACCUCUUCCAGUUUUCCAUAAGCUUAUUGAAACAUCAUGGAAGGACUUGAACCAAACUUUUGAUUCACCAGAAGAAGUUACUCCACUCCAGAUUGAGCUGCUAUCUCUCAUGGGCUCCUACCGGGACAUCUGCUAUCCUGAAAUGUGUCCGAUCAAACAAGGGCCUCAGGUUCGCAGUGCCUACUGUGUACAUGUGCUCAAUCAUGUCUUGAAAGCAAAUUCCCAGGUCCUGGCUCACAGUGCUCAGCUACGAGAACAGAAAAGUCAAGCAAAAGCAGAAUCUGAGCCACAGGAUGAACCACGGGAUCAAGGGCUAACCAGACCAAAAGCCUUGAUUCUAGUGCCAUUUCGAGAUAAAGCUUUGCAUGUUGUCCAAACGCUCAUUGGUUUAUUAGAAACUAAAAGCAAAAAAAUUGUAGUGAACAAUAAGAAGAGGUUCAAGGAGGAAUUUGGUGAAGAUCCAGAAGACAAACCUUCUAAUUUAAAAAGGCCGGAUGAUUACCAUGCAGUUUUUUCUGGCAAUGUGGAUGAUCAUUUCAGGAUAGGUGUUUCAAUUAUCAGAAGCAGCAUGCGGCUGUAUGCCCCCUUCUACUCGUCAGACAUCAUCAUUGCGUCUCCUCUGGGCCUUCGGACUGUGCUGGGAGCUGAAGGGGAGAGUAAAAGGGACUUUGACUUUCUUUCUUCAAUAGAGAUUUUAGUGGUGGAUCAGGCUGAUGUAUUUCUGAUGCAAAACUGGGAACAUGUUCUGCAUGUGAUGAAACAUAUGAACCUGCAGCCAUUGGACUCUCAUGGAGUGGACUUCUCCAGAGUGAGAAUGUGGAGUCUAAAUAACUGGGCCAAACACUACAGACAGACUCUGGUGUUCAGUUCGAUACAGGACCCACAAAUCAACAACAUCCUCUCCAAGCACUGCACCAACUACAGAGGCCAGGUUGUUACUAAAAACAUUCCAAAAACAGGCUCCAUCUGCCAGGUGUUGGUCCAGUUGCCUCAUGUAUUUCAAAUGUUCCAUUCAGACAGCUUUAUGGACCAGGAUGCUCGGUUCCGGUUCUUUGUGGAUAAAGUACUUCCUCAGUACAAGGACUCAGUCAUGUCCCAUACAAUGAUCUACAUUCCCUCUUAUUUUGAUUACAUCCGUUUACGAAACUACAUGAAAAAAGAAGAACUGAACUUUGCCAGCAUUUGUGAAUACUCCAGCAAGUCAGAGGUGUCCAGGGCCAGACACUUUUUUCAAAAAGGAGAUAAACAGUUUAUGCUCUUCACAGAACGCUUCCACUACUACAAAAGGUAUACAAUCAAAGGGAUCCAGAACUUGAUAUUCUAUGGGCUACCGUCUUACUCACAUUUCUACAGUGAGGUCUGUAACAUGCUGUCCGAGGGGGGCCAAGGAGAACAGGCCAGUUGGACAUGCACUGCCCUGUACUCUCGCUAUGAUGCCCACAAACUGGCAGCCAUUACUGGAGCUCAGAGAGCAGGACAGAUGCUGCAUUCAAACAAGUCAGUUCAUCUUUUUGUGACUGGAACAGAGGACAAAGCAACAUGAGAAAGAUGUAAGAGAGAGAUCACUCCAGAGAACUGAUGUAAUUAGAUAGGCCAUAACCAAUAAUAUGACUAUAAAAAAAAAAAAAAACGACUAGUACAUUUGCAGUUGAAUAAACAUUUAAAAUGACAAUGAUAGAUCAUUUAAAUCUCUGUCUUUUCCUUUCUAUUUUUCUAUGUUAAAGAUGGGAUAUACAUUCAUACUAUAUUCAUAUUAAUAAUUUAAUUCUCAUCUUUAAUGGCCUGUAUCUUGGACUAUAAACUGUCUACCUUUUUAAUAACAUUUUCUGUAUCAACUGUGA
Boleophthalmus pectinirostris (great blue-spotted mudskipper) is the source of this 2597-nucleotide messenger RNA. It is a transcript of the gene utp25, whose product is annotated as UTP25 small subunit processor component. Gene Ontology annotation, cellular component: nucleolus; small-subunit processome. The coding region runs from base 32 to 2299 and encodes 755 amino acids. Lineage: Eukaryota; Metazoa; Chordata; Actinopteri; Gobiiformes; Gobiidae. The transcript has 12 exons. Gene Ontology annotation, molecular function: rRNA binding; U3 snoRNA binding. Gene Ontology annotation, biological process: maturation of SSU-rRNA from tricistronic rRNA transcript (SSU-rRNA, 5.8S rRNA, LSU-rRNA). The record is from RefSeq and is a predicted model, not a curated record.